AUGCUGCGCCCGCUGCUGCUCGCGGCGCUCUGCCUGGCCGGCCGGCUUGCAACCGCCCGCGGCUGUCAGCUGCCCUCCGAGUGGAGACCCCUGAGCGAGGGCUGCCGCGCCGAGCUGGCGGAGAUCAUCGUGUACGCCAAGGUGCUGGCGCUGCACCAGGAGGUGCACGGCCUGUACAACUACCUGCCGUGGCAGUACGAGGCCAGCGACGCGGGGCUCUUCUACUCCGCCGAGAUCGAGAUGCUGUGCGACCAGGCGUGGGGCAGCAUGCUCGAGGUGCCCGCGGGCUCCAGACUCAACCUCACUGGCCUGGGCUACUUCUCGUGUCACUCCCACACCGUGGUCCAGGACUACUCGUAUUUCUUCUUCCUCAGGAUGGAUGAGAAUUAUAAUCUCUUGCCGCACGGAGUCAAUUUCCAAGAUGCCAUCUUUCCAGACACUCAAGAGAACAGAAGGAUGUUUUCCAGCCUUUUCCAGUUUUCAAACUGUUCUCAAGGGCAGCAAUUGGCAACUUUUUCCAGUGACUGGGAGAUCCAGGAAGACAAUAGGCUCAUGUGUUCGUCCGUGCAGAAGGCUCUGUUUGAGGAGGAGGACCACGUCAAGAAACUGCAGCAGAAGGUGGCCACUCUGGAGAAGCGGAACAAACAGCUUCGGGAUCGGGUGAAGAAGGUCAAGAGGGCACUGAGGCAGACACGGAAGAAUGGUCGCCGCCUGGAGCUGGUGAACCAGAAGCUCAGCGAGAAAUUAGCAGCUGCAGCAGGUGCCCUCCCACACAUUAAUGCCCUGGGGCGGGAGCCACCAGGUGCCACGUACCUGCAGGGGUAGCAGGGACUGGGUAGUGGCCUAGCCUGGCUCUGCUGGAACAUGUUGCCUCUUGCCAGGGAAUGUAAAGUGAUGGUAGGUUUCAAUGUGCACAUAGGUCAAAAAAUCUUGUAGAUGAUGUUUUUAAUAUGCAUUUGGUAGUGCCUAGUUACUUGAAGGGGCAAGUCUUGCUAAUUUUCUUAGUUGCUGGGCUCCUUCCCCUCUCUGCCUCGCUCCCAGACCCAGGGCUUGCAAGUCCAGAGGCAGUACGAUCCUGGAAUAUCAUGUGCUUGCCUAGGGCCUGUCUCCAGCUUUCAGGAGCACACUGGAAAGUGUACUGACUGUGGAAAGAAUAUUUUAGAAUCUCUAGGUGUACAAGAAUCAAGGGUUUCAACCUUAUUUAGAAGAGAGGCAGUGGGAUCUCUAGGUCUGAGCUCCAGGACCAUCAUUAGUUUUGAGAAGGGAUCUGCAGCAAGUCUUGGAACCUUCUGGUGUCUCCUUUGCCAGUUUUGGAAGGAGGGGGGCAGGCUUGCAAAGCACCCAAGGAUGCCUGCAAAUAUGCAUGUGCAUGGUGUCCUUACUCCAGCCAGCAUUUCCU
This is a messenger RNA of Callorhinus ursinus (northern fur seal), 1399 nucleotides long. It is a transcript of the gene CCDC3, whose product is annotated as coiled-coil domain containing 3. Gene Ontology annotation, cellular component: extracellular region. Gene Ontology annotation, biological process: negative regulation of gene expression. Lineage: Eukaryota; Metazoa; Chordata; Mammalia; Carnivora; Otariidae. The record is from RefSeq and is a predicted model, not a curated record.